UCGUAGUUAAUAUUCGCAUAACAUACUUUACUUUUUUUUUAAAAUGGUGAAUCGUGUUCUAAAAAUCUGAUUUCACUUCAAAUUGGGCUGCUAUUUAUCUUACCUGGAAACCUUCACUAAAUCCUAAAUAAUUUGUUCUGCUCACCAUCUGACGGUAGAUCAUCAGAUAUGAUUUGCACGGUUGGGGUUGUCGUCUUUAGGAGUCCCUGAAAAUCGCAUUUGACUCUAUUGAUGAACACAGUUAAGGUAUGUUGGAUAUCUUGAAGAGUUAUGUUGAACUCGUAGAGCCAUCGGUCGAUGUUUUUGAGUCCCUAUCAUUGAUAGCUUAGACUCAACCAGUACCAUCAAGUCAGGUCAUUCAAGAAUUGAACAUUCUCCACCCGACGCCCAGCCCAUGGGAAGAGAAUACAGAUCCACGUCCUUUAGCAAUAACAUGAUGCAGAUAGAAAAAUACUAUGGACCUCCUCCUCCUCCCACCACCACCACCAGGCCUAAUGAUUUCAGGCCAUACAGUGCUUCCUAUGCGGCGGCGCCACCACAAAUAAAGGACUGGAAAAUCAAGAAAGACAGUGGAAAAUCUUGGAGUUUCCAUGACCCUGAAUUCCAGAGGAAGAAAAGGUUGGCUAGUUACAAAGCUUACUCUGUUGAAGGCAAAGUCAAGGGGUCUGUCAGGAAAAGCUUUAGGUGGCUUAAAUAUAAGUACAACCAAGUGGUCUAUGGAUGGUGGUAAACUGGUAAACUCAAUCAUUCGUAUUUGGGAUUGGGAUAAUUUGGAGCAUGUUUCCACGAUUCAAAGUACCUUUCUAUGAAUUAGAAUGUUCUUAUUUCUCUUGGCGUUCAAUUUCCAGAUAUUAAAAUCAAUUAACACGACUAUGAUCAGCUAGUAUUUGAAGGGCGCAGUGCUAAUGAUUUUUAUGUUUAAACAUAUUAUGUUACAAGUUUUCUACUUAUUAAUAAAAAAGUAUUUUCA
Messenger RNA from Olea europaea var. sylvestris, 970 nucleotides. RefSeq lists its product as uncharacterized. The record is from RefSeq and is a predicted model, not a curated record. The transcript has 2 exons. The coding region runs from base 395 to 730 and encodes 111 amino acids. Lineage: Eukaryota; Viridiplantae; Streptophyta; Magnoliopsida; Lamiales; Oleaceae.